Molecule: messenger RNA, 1097 nt
Organism: Rubroshorea leprosula
Lineage: Eukaryota; Viridiplantae; Streptophyta; Magnoliopsida; Malvales; Dipterocarpaceae
Source: the annotation of a GenBank genome assembly
GUGGUGCUUGUAAGUAUUUUUCUUCUCUUCAAAAUUCAAAGACUUGAUGUAAAAAGUUCUUGAAUGGACAACAGAUUUCAUAUUUCUUGCUUGAAGAAUUCAGCUACAUUACAGAUGAAGAAAGAUGAUGGCUUGGAGGGUAAAGGUCUCCCUUAUCCAUUCUGCAAUGGCUUCCAGUGCCUGAGUUCAGCCUGUGUUGAAGCUGGGACAUCCGCACUCAUAGCAACCCAAGAAACACCCCUUUCUGGCUCGGGUUGGCUAAAUGUUGAAUUGUGGGGUUUCUGUGGGUUUUAUAGGUUGGAGCAUAGAGAGAGUAUUUUGCAGGGGAAGAAGCAGGCUUUAGGAGGACUGUUAUUCGGGGAUGACAUUGGCACCACCUCUGGUGCUACCAUCUCUUUGCAGUCACCCCAGCUUAGUGGCACAACUUGGUUUAAACUUUCAGCCAUUCAGCUAGGGAGAAGAAGGGAACUUAUAUCAGCUGCAUUGCUAUAUGUACUUGGCACUUUGAUAACAGCCCUCGCUCCAGACCUGGGUGUUCUCUUAGCAGGACGGCUACUCUAUGGCCUUGGUAUUGGCUUGGUGAGCUUCAAGAAACUUACCACCAUUGCUUAUGUGCUUUCCUCUAAAGCACUGUCAUCAUUUAAUGUUCACAUGCCAUACAUGGGGCUCCCCUCUACAUUGCAUAAACUUGCCCUUCUCAAGUACUUGGGAUAUUUUGUAGGAAACUUUCAAAUUAACGCCAUUGGAGGAUGGCCUUACAUGUAUGGAUUCAGUGCCCAAGUAGCAUUACUUAUGGGAGUUGGCAUGUGGAGUCUUCCACCAUCACCAUGCUUGUUACUUCUUAGGGCAGUUCAGGGUAAAGGACCUUUACUACAGUACAAAAAGGAGGCCACCCUUGCACUAAGCAAAUUGAGGGGCUGGUCUCCCAAUGAUGAAGCCUCUGAGAGUUAAAUAGAAGAUACCCUCAUCUCAGUAAAGUCUACUAAUGUGGAAAAGGAAUCUGAGGGGAAUUUCCUGGAGAUAUUUCAGGGGCCAAGUUUGAAGGCUUUUAUAAUUGGUGGUGGUUUGGUUCUCUUUCAACAGGUAUUUCUCAUUUU